CAAAUUCCCAAAAUAAAAAAGAUUUCGCAAUUUUUGCAAACAUGAUCCACCAAAUCUAUUUUACCAUGUCCAUUUUGGAAGGGAAAAAAAAAAAAAAAAGUGUCACAUUUAUACUUUGGUAAGUUAAAUAUGUUCAGUGCGAUUGUUCCCAGACACAAGGGGAAUGCAAGUACAGAUAAUGUAAACAGAACAUGAACUAUUUUUAGAACACUUUUCCUUUUGUCCUGAUCUUCUCUGCCCAUAAAUAGGAAAAAAAAUGUUUUUUUUUGCACCAGAGAAUGCUCUUUCAUACAGUAUAUAUUUCAUAUCUGUGUAUUUAGGGAAUCACAGCUAUAAAGAAAGAGCAAGAAAAGAUGAAUCAUUCUUCAACAGCACAAACCUUGCUGAUUUGGGUAUUAGUUUUGAUAGCAUUUUCAGGAGUGGAAUUGGGCGAGGCCAAAUGUGAGUUCAAAGGGAUCUUCAAUUUUGGAGAUUCAAACUCAGACACAGGAGGCUUUUGGGCUGCUUUUCCAGCACAGAGUCCUCCUUUUGGGAUGACUUACUUCAAGAAACCAGUCGGUCGAGCUACUGAUGGAAGACUCAUUGUUGAUUUCCUUGGUAAAGUUUCCAUUUUUUUCUUUUUUUGUCAAACUUAAUUUUAUUGCAAAUUAAAAAGAGGUUUCUUCCAUUUUCAACCAUGAAAAAAUUUUAGUAGUUUCAUCGCUGCAUUUUUGUAAUUGGUGAUUAGUGACUUAAAUCACUACAAUUUUAUAAUUUGUGAUAUUUGAUUUUUGAAAUACGUUGCUGAUACCUCGACUGUUGCAUUCAUAUUUAUGUUUCGAGUGGGGGUAUAGGAUAUAAUUUGUUGUAUUUGAUACUUCUCGAUAUCUAAGUUUUGAAGCUUGAAUUGCGAGCUAAAUAGUGUAAGACAUAUUUUUUUUGUUUUAUAAAAUACGAAUACGUUGAGUUGAACUAUUUUGGGACAGGAAGGAAUAUAUUAGAAUUAGAUUGGUUCAAAUUAUUAGGGAUCAUGUUGGAUAUUUGAAAAUGAAUAUGAGUGAUCACCGAAGACCUCAAUCAUUGUGCCAAUUAUUAAACUUCGUGUCGGUUGAUAUUUCAGCCUCUAAGAAAUCCGGGACCAAAAGGAUAAAAAAAAUUCAAACGGUGACAAAAACCCAAAUAUUUGCAGCUGGAAAAACUGAAGAAGUAUGGAACAAAUGUAUGUGAUCUCAUUUAGGAGGUGUACUAUAACGAAUUUCUUUUGUCUUUCAGUUUUUACUAUUUUUAGACAAACUCCAGCAAGACCACAUAUCCGAUGUUUUUUUUUUUUUUUUUUCCUCGUAGCUGCAAGUUUCUUAUUAUACUAUUCUUGCCAUAUACAUCCCUUCUCCGUCUCAAAAUGAUUUUCAUGUAUACAUGAUAUAAAUAUGAUUAUAAUGAGAUAAUUGUGUGAUAAUUUUGUUAUGGAAUUGGCACAAAAAUUGUAGCUCAGGCAUUAGGGUUGCCCUUUGUGAGUCCAUAUCUGAAGUCAAUAGGAUCAGACUUUCGACAUGGUGCAAACUUUGCAACAUUGGCUUCCACGGUUAUGCUGCCAAACACUUCCUUAUUUGUCACCGGAAUUAGUCCUUUUUCUCUUGCCAUUCAGCUCAACCAGUUGAAGCAAUUCAAAGUCGAGGUUGAUCAGCAUUAUCAUUCUGCUCAUGGAACCAAAGGAUCAAAGCUUCCUUCUCCUAGCAUAUUUGGAAAGUCUCUCUACACAUUCUACAUUGGCCAGAAUGACUUCACCUCUGAUUUAGCCUCUCUUGGUGUCAAUGGAAUUAAAAGCUUUCUACCUAAAGUGGUUUCCCAAAUUGCGUAUACAAUCAAGGAUAUUUACGCCUUGGGAGGGCGAACGUUUCUGGUGCUGAAUCUUGCGCCGAUUGGAUGUUACCCUUCGUUUCUUGUCAGACUCCCUCACAACAGUUCAGAUAUUGAUGAAUUUGGAUGCAUGAUCUCCUACAACAAUGCAGUUGCUGACUACAAUGACAUGCUUAAGGAAGCAUUGUCAAACAUUAGGCCUGAUCUUCCUGGUGCAUCAGUGGUAUAUGUUGAUACUCAUGCUGUGCUGCUUGACCUCUUUCGCCACCCCACUUCACACGGGCUAAAAUAUGGUACAAAAGCAUGUUGUGGACACGGGGGAGGCGCGUACAAUUAUCACGCACAAGUUUAUUGUGGGGAAAGCAAAGUGAUCAACGGACAGAAACUAAGUGCAAGGGCUUGUAAUGAUCCACAGAACUAUGUAAGCUGGGAUGGAAUUCAUGCAACAGAAGCAGCAAACAGGCUCACUACUUACGCAAUUCUUAAUGGUUCUAACUCUGAUCCUCCUUUCCCCCUCCACCAGUUCUGUGAUUUGCAGCCAAUUGGUUGAUUUGAUUUAAUCUUGAUCUAAUCUACUGCUUCAUGUCAACUCAAUUGCAAAUGAAUCAUAUGGAAAAUCAAUCGAAUCCUGUUUCUGAAAUGUUGGGAAAUAAUACUGCAAAUGCAGCUUUCAUGAUUUGAUACUACAAUAUUUUUUUUUUUUCGAGUUACAGUUUCCAUGUUUGGUUUGUGUUACUUGUAAAAAUCUUGCUCACCACUCAUGUAACCUUUUCAGUUUAGGUUUGGGCAGUGCUUAGUUUCGUGGCAAAACUUGACACCAAUGAUUACUAAUGGGUUGAUUGUCUGAUCUUAUCUGAUCUAAUCUGCCUCUUGUUACUCGUAUGCAAAUUGAAGAAUAAGAAAACCAAUCAACUCAAGAGAUUUGACUGCAUUUUGAGAUCCAUCCUUUC
Messenger RNA from Oldenlandia corymbosa var. corymbosa, 2786 nucleotides. The record is from the annotation of a GenBank genome assembly. NCBI's taxonomy places the organism in Eukaryota, Viridiplantae, Streptophyta, Magnoliopsida, Gentianales, Rubiaceae.